This is a messenger RNA of Panicum virgatum (switchgrass), 2117 nucleotides long. Its product is annotated as mitogen-activated protein kinase kinase 3-like. Gene Ontology annotation, molecular function: MAP kinase kinase activity; ATP binding. Bases 372 to 1613 code for a protein of 413 amino acids. Gene Ontology annotation, biological process: MAPK cascade; protein phosphorylation. The transcript is spliced from 11 exons. NCBI's taxonomy places the organism in Eukaryota, Viridiplantae, Streptophyta, Magnoliopsida, Poales, Poaceae. The record is from RefSeq and is a predicted model, not a curated record.
UUUAGCCAGCUACCUUGACCGACUCAUGGUGCUCGAGACUCAUGAGAGUAGCAGUAGAGGGGAGCACUGGAGCACCAGCCGUGCCGCAACUCCUCUGUUUUCCUACAAGCAGCAGCCAGCGGAGAGGAGUCCUCUGUUCAAGCACGUACAACAGGCAGGUGAAGACGCCGGUGCCGCGGCGACGGGCCGCUGCGGAUUAGGGCCCACUAUCAGAUCCAGGGCGCCGGGGCGGCCGAUGAUCGGAGCACGUGAAGGUGAAGUUUCGGAAGGUAGAAGUGUUAAUUUACUGAGUAGAUCUUCUGGCGAAUUCUGUUGCCAGUGGUUCAAGCAGUGUUGUCCACAGAGCUGUUUUUAUACCAGCUCAUCGGAUUAUGGCUUUGAAGAAGAUGAAUGUUUUUGAGAAGGAGAAAAGAGAACAGAUUCUUAAUGAGUUGGGAACAUUAUCCGAAGCCUGUUGCUAUCCAGGCUUGGUCGAAUUCCAUGGAGCAUUUUACAAGCCUAAUUCUGGAGCAAUAUAUUUUGCACUUGAGUACAUGGAUGGCGGUUCUUUAGCGGAUAUCAUCAGGGUCAAGAAAUUUAUACUGGAACCAGUUCUUGCACAUAUGCUGGUAAAAGUGUUGUCGGCCCUGCGCUACUUGCAUGAAGUGAAGCAUGUAGUGCACAGAGAUAUAAAACCAGCAAAUUUGCUUGUAAAUCUCAAGGGUGAUGUAAAAAUUACCGACUUUGGAGUGACUGCUGGCUUUCAUGAUUCAGUGAGCACGUGCACUACCUUCGUUGGCACUGUCACAUAUAUGUCUCCUGACAGAAUACGAAACAGCAGCUACUCAUAUGCUGCUGAUAUCUGGAGCCUUGGGCUAACAGUUUUGGAAUGUGCUACUGGAAGAUUUCCAUAUUGUGUAAAUGGAGGCCUCAGCGAUCUCAUGUUGCAGAUAUUGGAUGAUCCAUCACCAAUACCAGCGAAAUAUGUCAAUGUGUAUUCGCCGAAGUUCUGCUCUUUCAUCAGUGCUUGCUUGCAGAAAGAUGCUGAUGCAAGGCCAACAUGCGAGCAGCUUUUGUCUCAUCCUUUCAUCAAUAGAUACAAGAGAACAGGUGUGGACUUGUCCGCUUAUUUUAAAAGUGCUUAUGAUCCAACAGAAAUACUAUGGCAAAUAGCACACAUGCUUGCUGUACAUUACUAUCUGAUCUUUUAUGGUUCAGAUACUGUCUGGCGUUACAUGAAAACAUUCUAUAGAGAGGAGUCUGUUUUCAGUUUCUUAGGGGAAGAACAUAUUGGCCAAAGCGACAUAUUUGGGACCUUGUCAAGAAUAAGGAAAAUGCUGAAAGGUAACCACCCUCGUAGUAAGGUCGUUUAUGUAAUAGAAAAGGUUCGCUGUUGUGCACAUGGGGAAGAAGGUGUCGCAAUUCGUGUGUCUGGGUCCUUCAUUGUCGGGAAUGAGCUCCUCGUUUGUGAGGAUGGGCUGCGAGCUGAAGGGAUGCCAAGCACUGACGAAGUCCCCUUGGACAUCAUGAGCAAGCGGGUCGGUCGUUUCCGAGAGGAAUUCUUUAUGGAGCCAGGAAAUGCCAUGGGUUGUUUCAUCAUAUCAACACAAAAACUACACAUCUUUGAAAUAUGAAGGGAAUUUUACCUCUCAGGUCGUGGAAUCUGUUUGGUGGUGAGACCUGAAAACCCAUCUGUAUGAAAAGAAAACCAUAACUCCAUAAGCAUCGGACGUUACUUCUGCAUCGCCUUCAGGUUGAUCUGUCAAGUAAUUAUCUUAAAACUUGAUCGCAGCUAUCAGGAGCUGCUUUGUAUCUUAGUUCAGAUGGUUAUGUGCUGCAUGUCAGUCUCAAGCAUAAUGGAUUUGUAGGGCAGAUGUAUGAGCUACACUGGUCUCUGAGUCUCUGACAUCUUACUACAAGUGACGGGAGUCAGAAGUUCAGUUGAUACACAAUACCUGCACAAAGGGUCGGUCUGUAAACAUAGUGAAAUCCACCUAAGCAACUUGUAUGUGUGCCGCUACUAGCGCAUGUCUGUAAGAUGAUCGCUUCAAAUACAACUGUAGUUUGUAGCAAAGACACUGAAUUCUUGACUGUCCCGGGCCUUUUUUUUAUUAUUGCCUUACAACCAUCUGUUGCCA